This is a messenger RNA of Rhincodon typus (whale shark), 2438 nucleotides long. RefSeq names its product mucin-2-like. The coding region runs from base 1 to 1710 and encodes 569 amino acids. NCBI's taxonomy places the organism in Eukaryota, Metazoa, Chordata, Chondrichthyes, Orectolobiformes, Rhincodontidae. The record is from RefSeq and is a predicted model, not a curated record. The transcript has 14 exons.
AUGGGGAGAGCAGCAGCGUGGAUAUAUCCCUUACUUUUAUUGGUAGUCAGUGACUUGAUUCAUGGACAGAAUGCAACAGAUACAUCAAAUACUACUACAACUCCUCCAGUUGAGACAUCUUCAAUAUCUGAACGAUCAACAACUACAACACCAAUGUCUACAUCCACAACAGAACCAACAAGUUCACCAGAAGCAAUAACAACAGAGAACACCACUCAGCCAUUAAUAACUACAUCAAGUGUUUCUACAACUAAUCCUAUGGAAUCAUCUUCAACAUCUGUACAAUCAACAAGUACAACACCAAUCGCUACAUCCACAACUGUAUCAACAACUUCAUCAGAACCAACAAGUACGGAGACGUCCACUCAGCCAACAACAACUACAUCAAAUGUUUCUCCAACUAUUUCUACAGAAUCAACUUCAACAUCUGUUGAAUCAACAACUACAACACCAACCUUUACAUCCACAACUGCACCAACAAUUACAUCAGAACCAACAACUACGGAGACAUCUACUCAGCCAACAACAACUAAUUCAGGUGCUUCUCUGACUACUCAUAUGGAAUCAUCUUCAACACCUGUGCAAUGGACAAUGACAAUACCAAUCUCAAUAUCUACAACUGCAACAACAAUUACAUCAGAACCAACAAGUACAGAGACUUCCACUCAGACAGCAACUGCUUCAACUGUUUCUACAACAGUUGCUACGGAAUCAACUUCAACACCCGUGCAAUCGACAACUACAUUACCUAUCCCUACAUCUACAAGUGCAAUAACAACUACACCAGAAUCAACAAGCACGGAGACAUCCACUCUGCCAACAACAACUGCUUCAACUGUUUCUACAACAGCUUCUACGGAAUCAUCUUCAACACCUGUACAAUCAACCACUACAAUACCAAUCACUACAUCUACAACUGCACCAACAACUGCAUCAGAACCAACAAGUACGGAGACUUCCACUCAGCCAACAACAACUACAUCAAGUGUUUCUACAACUACUCCUACGGAAUCAUCUUCAACACCUGUACAAUCAACAACUACAAUACCAAUCGCUACAUCCACAACUGCACCAACAACUUCAUCAGAACCAACAAGUACGGAGACUUCCACUCAGCCAACAACAACUAGCUCAAGUACUUUGACUCUUCCUGAGGAAUCAUCUUCAACACCUGUACAACCAACAACUACAAUACCAAUCGCCACAUCCACAACUGCAGCAACAACUGCAUCAGAACCAAUAAGUACAGAGACUUCCACUCAGCAAAUAACAACUAUAUCAAGUGUUUCUAUAACUACUCCGACUGAAUCAUCUUCAACAUCUGUACACUCAACAACUACAACGCCAAUCUCUACAUCAACAAUUGCACCAACAACUACAUCAGAACCAACAAGUACAGAGACUUCCACUCAGCCAACAACAAAUACCUCAAGUACUUUGACUACUCCUGUUGAAGCAAGUUCUUCACCUGUACAAUCAUUAAGUACAAUAUCCAACUUUACAUCCAUAACAGCACCAACAAGUACACCAGAACAAAGGAUACAGAGUUCCUCUCAGCCAAUAGCAACACAACGCAAAGUAAUCCUAAGGUUUACUGUCUCAAGUGAGGAUGUGAAUUUGGCUGAUCAACUAAUAAGAGAGAAGGUUCUCCAAAAUCUUCAAUUGUUCGCCCAGAAACUAAUAGUAGAGGGAAUAAGAAGAGAUCAGUGAAAUCUGCAAUUUAUGCUGUACUGCACUUCACAUCGCAAGCUGAAUAACAGUGUGAGAGUUCAAGUGGGACAAGAAUGUUUCAUUGUUGUACCAUAUAAUUUAAAUUUUACAUUUGUCUCCUUUACGAUCUUGACCAUCUCUGCUCUAAUUAAAUUAUUGUUGAUUAGCAAUAUAAUUGGGAAUGUCAUUAAACCACAUCUAUUAACAUUUCCAUUGUUAGAUACAUGAAACAAUUUAAAGCAGGCACACUGUUAACUAAAAGUAACGCUAGAAUAUUUGAAAAGGUACUCCAAACAAUUUUUGUGCUGUUAGUCAGGAAGACCUGGAUGUAGAUUUUCAAAUUAUUCCCUGAUGUAAAAUUGCUAUCAUAUAUUAUAAUAUAAUUAUUAACAUUUUUAUUUUCAAUUUUCUUGAAACCAAUCUGAUUGAAUGACAGAAAUUUAAAUUUAGAGGCAUUUGAAUUCCCUUUUCUGUAAUCUUGUUGGAGGUGCUUUUGCCUCUACUUCAGUAGUAAAUAUAAUUAUUAACAUUUAUAUAUUAUUGUUAAAUUAAACAAUAUCCCAAUGCACCGCUGAGGAACUAGAAAACAAAAUACAACCCCGAGCUACAUAAAGAGAUGUUAGGGCAUAAGAUCAUAAAAUAUAGAAGCAGAAUUAGGCCAUUUGGCCCAUUGAGUCGGCCCUGCCAUUUGAUCAUGGCUGAUGUUUCUCAACCCCAUUCUCCUCCCU